Molecule: messenger RNA, 739 nt
Organism: Ostrinia furnacalis (Asian corn borer)
Lineage: Eukaryota; Metazoa; Arthropoda; Insecta; Lepidoptera; Crambidae
Exons: 1
Coding region: 308-739 (143 amino acids)
Source: RefSeq, a predicted model, not a curated record
UUCCGAUCAUCCACGUUGCGUCCUUUUGCUGCAAUCGCAUUUGAGUUGUGCUGUGUUUAGUGAUCAUUACUUACAAAUUUAUAUUCUAAAGUGACCAAAAGAUUCGUAAAUAGUGUGACCAAGUGUAUCAGUGCAGCCCCAAGACCUGACCACCCGUUUUCUGCUCCAGAACAUCCGGACAUUCAAUACCAUCAACGGUCCGAAGCUGCGCGAACGGCCUCACCACUACACCUACCCUGAGCCAGUCAAAGACCGGAUCCUGGAGUUCUCCACCACCACCAAGAAGCCUGGAAUCUUGCCCGACCAGAUGAACCCAGGAGUAAUCUUUCGGGUGCGAAUGUCCGACGCCAUAUUGCGAAUCAAGCAGCGCAUGUACGAAGACCCAGAAAGGCAUAUUGAAGCUGAUAUAAUCUACACUAAUUUGAUCAAGAAGGUGGUAAUGGACGAAAUCACGAAGUUCCAUAAUUUAUUGUUGAUGUAUAAGACAGAUAAAAGCAUUAAGGAGCAUUUGGGAGAGUGUGGUGGAAGGAUCUAUAAGUUCAUCAGCUACAUGAGUAUCAAAGUGCACAUUUAUUGCCUGUUCGAUGCCCUUUGGAUUGACGGAAAUCCAUACGUCAUUGGUGAUGAGUACUCAGUGACUCCUGUGGAAGUGCCCCCCAUGUUGCAGUGCGAUGCAGCUGAGUGCAACUCUGUGGUGUUUGUGGACUCCAUAACGGAGCCUAAAGAUGUUGAGGAGUAA